Molecule: messenger RNA, 2233 nt
Organism: Orcinus orca (killer whale)
Lineage: Eukaryota; Metazoa; Chordata; Mammalia; Artiodactyla; Delphinidae
Gene: DBNDD1
Product: dysbindin domain containing 1
Exons: 3
Coding region: 912-1142 (76 amino acids)
Biological process (GO): negative regulation of protein kinase activity
Cellular component (GO): cytoplasm
Source: RefSeq, a predicted model, not a curated record
CCCCAAUGCGCUGCGCCGGGAGCCGGGGCCGAGUCGCCGCCGCAGCUGCAGGGGCGCCCGGGCCGGGUGACGACGCCGCCGCGUGCGCCCCUCCCAGGCCCUGCCGGCCGCAUGGAGCCCCCGGAGGGCGCCAGCCCGGGAGGUGAGUGCGGCCCCAGCCCCCGGGAGCCCACGAGCUGCGCCUUCCCCGCAGCGGCCCGCAGCCCCUUCCCCCUGGGCCCACACAUCGGCCACGCCCCGGGGCCGUGAAGACCCACCGGCAGCUCCGAGUCCCCCUGCGCCGGGCCGAAGCGGGGGGAGCCUAGUGCGCCGCGCCCGGGAAGACGAGCGGGGGCACCGCCCGGAACGGCCCCGGCGCUGGGCGGGGGGCGCACGGACCGCGUCCCCGCCCCCUCGUCCUCCGCGCUCCCGACCCGGGCAGCGGUGUCUGGCGCGCUCCUGAGUGGCUGGCCCAGAGCUUGGUCCUGAGCCCCCUCCCAGCGGAGCCGGGGAUCUGGAAGAUGGGGCGUGCCAGGGCCAGAGUCGGGAUCCAGGGGUAGUUAAGGAGGUCGAGGUGCCAAGGGCGGCCCUGGGCACCCCCGUUCCUGGGACGGGGACCAGCAACCACUCACCUGUGGCCGAGGAGGAGGUGGGCGUCCCAGUACCGGCACCGGGUCUCUUGCAGGUCACGGAGAGGCGGCGUAAGUACAGCCCACCUGUCCCAGCGUGCUCCCUGGGACCAGGGGCGGGUCCCUGGGCCUCGGGUGCGCCCCAGGGAGCAGGUGCCAGGGAUGGGUCAGCCCCACCUUGUUCCCACCGCACUGGCCUUCACCUGGCCCCGCUGACACACCCCUCUGCCCCCAGAGCCCCUGAGCAGCGUCUCGUCCCUGGAGGUGCACUUCGACCUCCUGGACCUCACCGAGCUGACUGACAUGUCCGACCAGGAGCUGGCCGAGGUCUUCGCCGACUCGGAUGACGAGAACCUGGCCAGCGACUCGCCCGCAGGCCUACACCCGCUGCCCAGGGCCGGCUGUCUGCGCUCCCCCUCCUGGACACGCACCAGGGCCGAGCAGAACCGUGAGAAGCAGCCCUUUGGUGACCCCGAGCGGCAGCCUGCCGUUGUGGACACGUUUCUCACCGUGGAGAGGCCCAAGGAGGACUAGGCCGGCUGGCCCGGGGCCGAGGCGGGGCAGGUCCGGGCGGCCGUGGCCCCGUGGACGCUGCCCGCCCCACGUGGCGCCUCUGCAUAAGCACAGCCCAGUGGCCUUACGUCCAGCUCUUCCUGGUCGCUGGAUCAGGAACCAGGCCCAGGGAUGAGACGAGACUUCUGUCUGUAGGAAUGGUAUUCUUGUCUGUCACCAGACUCCCGGCUAGGGGUGCGGUGAGCAGGGAUCUGCCCGUGAGAGGCGCUCUGCAACCCCCCGGGGGUCUCGGGGCUCCAGUCUUGAACGGCAGUGCCAAGCUCCAGCCCGCGGGACACCCUGCUGCCCUAACCGCCUUGAUUCCAACCCUGCGCCCCUCCUGCCGCCCAGGAAGUGUCAGCACCAGAGCCCCCAGACCCUAACACCCUGCUUGUCGUGAGCCCUGCCUGAGAGCCAGACCCACCUCCUGAGCUCGGAACACCAAAUAUGUCACGACUGCCUCAGACCGCCGGGCAGGGCAGGGGCAGGCGAGGUUCGCCCUCCCCCGGUCCUUGCAAUGACAGUCCCCACGGCCCACCAGACACACGCACGCACACGCGUGCAGCAGCCCGAGGGGCGUGGGGACGUGAAGGGACCUGGGCACAGCGCCUGGCCCCCAAUUCCGGGGUGCCAGACUCGGCUGCUCCGGACGCUGCUUACAUACUAAGGGACGGAACCGGCUUCCAGUCAGACAGCGAGUCCAAGAACAGUUUUAAAAUAAACGUGUAAGCUUGCUUUUAGUCCCCAAGGCCACCUGCCCUGACCCCUUCUCCACUGAAACAUUUCUGGGGAAGGAAAACAGGCCUGGGCACAUGCUGGGCCCACGGGGCGUGGCUACAGCACGUCCCGCCAGGAAAAGGGUCGCCCUAUGCGCCAGGAGGGGCACGUGAGGGGCAGCAACAGGGAGGUGUCUUCCAGACACAACCAAGAAUUUCACUUAAAAGGGAUCCCGUGAGGGCAGCCGUGCCCCCCCGCCCCCCAGUCUUCCCCCGGGCCGAGUUCCCAUCCUUCUCGCUAUGGCUUCUGCAGAUCUCAUUUCCAAACAGCAGGAUUAAAACGGCACCCUGUCCCAA